GUGGAGGAGGAGGUGGUCAGGAAGGUGGUAGAGGUGGUGGAGGCGGUGGUGGUGGAGGAGGAGGUGGUAAGGAAGGUGGUGGUGGUGGCGAGGGAGGUAGAGGUUUUGGAGGUGGAGCAGGAGGUGGCCAAGAAGGUGGUGGAGGAGGUGGUGGAGGGAAAGAACAAUGUAAGUAUAUGUAUUAUUGGCCUCUACAUUACGCAUAGAACCUGCAUAAGAGGUCUGAUCAGCGACAUCUUGAAAUACUCAUGCGUGCAUUAAUUAGGAUUUAAAACACUCCAUUUAGGCUUAACUGGCGGCGAUACUAUGCGAGAUAACAGGUGGGAUAAAGUCUUCAUAUCAGUAGCGUAGCAGGCGAAAUGGAAGGGGAGGAGAGAUGUGUGACGUCAUCAAGAUAUCGCUGUGCGUGUACUGCGAUCAGGUGCAUGCUGCCCCAGAAUCUGGGGCAUCUCAGAGCCCCGGGAAGGCAAUCAAAUUUGCUAGCUGAAUAAGAAAUGGUCCGUAACAAUCACUUAGCAAAACAGUAAACAAGGCAUUGUGAAAAGCAUAAAACUUGCUUGCUAAGGAAGCAUAAAUAUAAGUUGGACGCUACAUUGUGCGCAAUACCACCCUCCCAAUAUUUCUCAACGGAUUUAAAUAUCUCUCGGAGCUGGUUAUAAACCAGAACGGAGGGGAGGGGGGUUGUCCCUCCGUUCUCCUUAUUUUACUUUUCCUGGAACAAUAACACUCAGUCAUUUGGCAGUUAAAAAGUGAAGCCUCACGUGAGCAACAUGUGAGCAGUGCGUCAGCUCUCCACGCCUUAUAGUACGUCAGUUUCGGUUCCUUUAUACGCCAUCGCCGCGCGGUCAUCGCCACGCUAUAUAGUACGUCAGUUUCAGUUCCUUUAUACGCCAUCACCGCGCGGUCUAUCACGAAUCAGCGCGCGUCUGCACGCUGGCAUUAACAUGAAGGCAUGAAGUGGCGUUGCAACAAAGGGCAUGCAUGCAGAUAUCAUCCAGAUGCGCUUUUCGGUGAGCUGGGUGUAUAUGAAGGAUCAAAUGCCCGUAAAAGUUAUCAAAAGCGACAAUCCAUUCCAAAAUGUGCGGGGAGGGGGGGAUGAAGUCGACCAAUGGACGUAAUUUAUCAGUGGCGAAGCCAACUCGACAAUUUGGUCAUGCUAUGCAAAUAUUUCAGUGUUGAUAGACCGUGAAAACAAUCAAAUUUUUUAAGAGAUGAAUAAUGAUGAUUUAAAAUUUAUUUUACUUUUCCUGGAACGAUAACACUCAGUCAUAGCAUAUCCAAAUUUUCGGGCUAGCUUUGCCACUCUAAUUUUAAAUUAUAUUACGAAUGUCCAAAAAGUGAGGGGGUGCGUCCAUCCCCCCCGGCAGGAUUGACACCCAUGCCAGUUGUCCUACAAAUAGUCAUGAUGACAUUUCAUUCUCUUCAGCGCAAGGUGCAUUUGAACAAGAAAGUUUGGAUGCUCACAACAAGUAUCGAGCAAUCCACAAGGUUGCCGCAAUGAAACUAAACAAGGGUAUGAAUGCAAAGGCUGCUAAAUGGGCUAAAUACAUGGCGUCGUUAGGAACAUUGAAACAUGCUGAAAGCAAGGAAAGGGAUGGGAAUGGCGAAAAUAUAUAUUACAGUUGUGGUAUGGCUGCUACUGGUGGUGGUGUUACCACUGAAUGGUGAGUAAAGGGGGCACUAUCGUAUCCCCGCUCUUCAAAAUCUUUUUUAUUAAACUCCAUGUAUUCGUGUCGCGGCUUUGCAUUUGGGAAUGAGAGUUUACAUCUGGGCAACGAGAUUUUAACCAAUCAGAGAGCGUUAUUUGCCCCCAUUAAGAAGCUUGAUCAAUUUGUCCCUCCAUUUUCCCCAUAAUAACUACUCUAUUCUUCUAUAAUCUCUAUGGGUAAAGCGUUUAAAAUUUUUUUAAAGGUACACAGACAAAGAGUCAAAGACGUUUGCCAACCUCGCAGAUACAUCUGUUAAACACCUCGAACGUCGGCGGCUUUAAGCCAGAAAAAUCCCUCGGCCGGGGCCAACCGACUUAUAGCAUGAUUGGCGAGGUUUUUCCCAAAACAACUCUUUCGCUUUUCCCAAAACAACUCAUACGUAGUGAGAACCCCAAAAUUUGGAGUGUAGUUGUUAUACGUUUAAAGCCUGGUUCACAUUGAUCGGCGAUGUUCUACGAUCCAUUGUCUGUUAGCAACGAAAAAGAAAAUGCACAAAACAUUUUAUGCAUCAAUGACCACCGACAAUGGGCAUCGCAGAUGUUUACGAUCAAUGUGAACCAGGCUUAAGCGGGAUUUUUCUUUGUCUUUUCGAAUUAAUUCCACCCGAGAAAUCACAAGGCAAAGGCACAAAGCAAAAUUCUGCUCCGCGCGCAAAAUUUCUCCUGGUGGAAAACUGGCUUAAUCAGGUCAGUUGCGGAAAAGGCAACUAUCGCCCUCUGGUAGGAAUCGAACCUGCGAUUCCGGUGCAGCGCUCUAACCAACUGACCGAGCUACAGAGAGACAGUUAUUGAGCUCUAACCAACUGACCGAGCUACAGAGAGACAGUUAUUGAGCUCUAACCAACUGACCGAGCUACAGAGAGACAGUUAUUGAGCUCUAACCAACUGACCGAGCUACAGGGAGACAGUUAUUGAGCUCUAACCAACUGACCGAGCUACAGAGAGACAGUUAUUGAGCUCUAACCAACUGACCGAGCUACAGAGAGACAGUUCUUGAGCUCUAACCAACUGACCGAGCUACAGGGAGACAGUUAUUGAGCUCUAACCCCAAGUUCAUGUAUAAAUACUAAGGUGAUACCAAUGUAUGGUGUUUGAUUAGCGACUUAUAUAGACGAAUACCGUGAUAAAAUGGGCGGUGUAAAGAAAUUUUCCGGACAUACCAUUUAAUUUACUAAAUUUCGAGUUAACGUACCGUAAUUUAUUAAAAUGUUUCGGGUUUUUUUUCGCUAAUUUAUCAAAAUUUUGGCUAUACUUUUACUUUUUAAUCGGAGACACUUGAAUAUUUCCGCUCACUACAAAAACAAUUUGCCGACAAAUCCGUUAUUUUCCCGACAAGAUAUUUUUAUGGGGGGGGGGGGUCACACCCCACACACACGCCCUAUAGCGAAGACCCUGCUCCGCACUUUUUACGUUUUAUAAUGCAGUGAAGCGAAGUUAUUAUUAUCAUAUAAAACAAAGCAAAUUAGAUUUUGUCCCAUAUUUGCUCACAAUUUGGUAACCGCCACUUAGUUAAAAACCGAACAAUUCACAGAAAAUUACAAGAUUAGAGAAGCGGAAAUGAGCAGGUUCUUGUAUUUUGACUGUAACAUGACCGGAUAUAUCAGCAAAAAUGUCAAAUAUAAACUGCGUUUCUGAAAAAAGGCACCUUGUUUACAAAUCAGGAUUUUGGACGUCUCACAAGUUGGCAUAUUGCUUAUUUGUUGGUCUUUUUUGUGUAGGUAUAAAGAGGUGUGUGACUAUGAUUUUAAUUCCGGAAAAUCAAUCAAUGGCAAGGCAGUUGGUCAUUUCACUCAAAUUGUUUGGAAAACAAGUUUGGAACUUGGCAUAGGCAGGGCUACGAAAGGUGACUGUACCUAUGUGGUAGGACGUUAUAAACCGCCUGGAAAUUGGAUGGGAAAGGAACCUCAGAAUGUUUUCAGGGGAACUUAUGAUAAAUCGUUCUGUAAAAAUCCCAAAUGGGUGCCCGGUGGUGGUGGUGGUGGUGGUGGUGGUACAGCUGCAGGCGGCCAGGGUGAUGGUGGAGGUCAGGGAGGUGGCGGUGAGGGCGGUGGAAGAGGUGGGGGAGGUACAGGUGAGGGAGGUGGAGGAGGUAUGGCGGAAGGAGGUGGGGGAGGUGGGGGUGGGGGAGGUGGGGGUGGGGGAGGUAGGGGUGGAAGUCAAGGAGGCGCUGGUAUGGGUGGAAAUCAGGGAGGUGGUUCAAGUUGGAGCACAAAAUGGGGAGGAAAUCAAGGUGGUGGUGGUGAUAACAGCUGGAGUACGAAAUGGAGAGGUGGUAAAG
This is a messenger RNA of Paramuricea clavata, 3986 nucleotides long. NCBI's taxonomy places the organism in Eukaryota, Metazoa, Cnidaria, Anthozoa, Malacalcyonacea, Plexauridae. The record is from the annotation of a GenBank genome assembly.